AUGGUGAUGUCAUCAUUGGCGGUGACAGCAGCUUUAGGGACGUUGGGAGGAGCUAUUGGUACAACUGCUAGCGAGGAAACAGAAGCGUCAGCUUAUAAGCAAAUAGGAAGUCGCAUUCGUAUAUCAACUACAACAAAACCCAACACGACUGUAGUGCCAGAGAUAUGUAACGAGUGUCUUAACGGCGGUACAUGUACCGGCAAUUCGCAGAGUUUUACCUGCGCAUGUGUCAGUGGGUACGAGGGUAUUCGGUGCGAGACAGAUAUUGACGACUGUGAUCCCAAUCCGUGUCUCAAUAGUGGUGUAUGUGAAGAUGGAAUAAACAUCUAUACUUGCACGUGUCCAGAAGGAUACACAGGGGACAUCUGUCAAACAAAUAUUGACGACUGUGAUCCUAAUCCGUGUCUCAAUGGUGGUGUAUGUGAAGAUGGAAUCAACGACUACACUUGUACGUGUCCAGAAGGAUACACAGGGGACAUCUGUCAAACAGUGCUCCCUCCGUCGUGUGACAUUAAUAAUGGUGGAUGCGAUCAUAAUUGUCAUCCAACAUAUGACGGCACUGGACGUUAUUGCUCGUGUAACACUGGCUAUGACCUGAAAUUGGACGAAAUGGCAUGCGACUUGAUAUGCAAGACACAAAAUUUCCCGAUACUUACAAUAAGAUGUGUGACGUAUGAAUUAGCGCCCUCUGGUUCCAAUUGGGAUGGUGCAGUACAAGGAUGUGAAAACAGCGGUUUAAAGUUAUUCAAAAUCCGGGAUGCCGAGGCCGCGAACUGUAUUCUACAAUACCUACAAAUGAAUCACCCCACCCUCGGCGAUAUAUGGAUAGGCCUUCGUGACUCUGUAGGCAACGCUGCCAACCCGGCCUACUACGACUGGGUCGCGGAUGGAUCUGACUUAACUGGGUAUCAGAAUUGGGCACCCGGUCAACCUAACGAUAACUCCCCAUGGGCCGCUCAACGGUGUGUCCAAUUGUGGAAAGGAAGCGGUUAUAGAUGGGACAAUGAUGAUUGCUACAAAGGAAAACGCUAUUUCUGUGAAACUGGGAUUAAUCACGACGCAGACGAAAAGAAGCAGAUUUUUAGUGGUUAUUGUGAGAAGAUAGUGGAUAUGAAAGGGUGUUAUUCCAAGGUGUUAGUCAUGCGAAACGCACUGGUUGUAGGACUGGAGUGGUGGCCGAAGAACUGUGAUCUUGCCCUGUCAAUAAUCCAGAAAGAUAUUACCCUGACCAUCUCAAAGGAAAUCGAUUCAGUGUACUGCACAGUGUUGUGGGCUACAGAAGAAGAAGUUGAAAAUGCCAGAAGGCAUGGAGUACAACUUAUCUUACCAAAAGUAAAACCAAACAAGUCUCCAACCCGCAAUUGGUUACUACUUCAUGAAAAAUAUUUCCCUCACCUGGAAACGUAUAAGGAUAUUAGUUUUAUAAUCGGGCAUACCUAUGAAGAUGGAAUGAUAGAUGCAGCCAGGAGCAUUCAGAUUGAGGUAUUCCCCGAUGCAAAGUUGGCAAUAUUUAAUCACCGUAUACCGGAUGAAACAAACAGCAAGCUUCCAUCCAGUGAUAAUGAAUUAUUACAAGAAGCAGACCUUAUUGUAUCUAUUGGACUGAAAAUUUUCGAUCAAGUCGAGGAAAUUAUGAACGGCAAAGCAAGUCCUCUACACCAUUGUUAUUAUCCGGGGGUUGACGAGAUGUUCACGCAAUUGAAUCUUUUUAAAACAAAGAAAGACCUGAGCACUUGUAUUGAAAUACUAUCGGUUGAUUUUGUAUCCAACUAUGAAGACUACGGUGCUGUUGCGAGCGCGAUGGGAAGAGUGGCUGAUUCGUUUAAAGUAGGGGAGAUUACACCUUGCUGGAAAUUCUGUGGCAUAACAAAAAAUAACGAUAUCCAAAAGUGUGAACUGGAAAAAAAAGCGAAGUCUGAAUUAUUGAAGAUUAUCACCUUCGGACGUAGAACUCUGGAUGAUGUAUGUGAUGAUUUUAAGCAGUGCCACGUAUUCCUAAAUAGCCAGAGGAGGGACCCCUUUGGUAUCAUCGCUCUAUCAGCUCUUGCUGCUGGUGUGCCUGCACUUCUUAGCCGUCAGUCUGGAGCAGCCAAAUUUCUCAUGGAUAACUUUUACCAUUUUGGUAGAAUGUUUACUGUUCUUCAUGAGAAUUCAGAUGAAGAAUGGUUUAAUAUAAUAAUGGAAAUUCUUCAAAAUUAUCCAAAGGUUGCUGAGACUGCGCGGAAAUGUCGAGAUGACCUGUUGGAUUGUGGGGAAAAAGGUGUAAUUGCAAAAUCUCACACAGACCUUCUAAACCUACUUCAUAAUUUAUCACAAGAGAAACCAGUGCAACGGAAAGGAGUCAAGAGAAGACUUCCCUCGCCAAAAUCUUUUGAUCGAAAAAGGAAAAAGACAGAUACGUCUUUUGAGAUAACAGUAAAGUUAAAAGCCAUUGAGGAAUGUCAAGAAGAUCUGGUAUAUGAAUACAAAAUAAGGGAACAAAAGAUUCGUAAAAGAAAUGAUUCUGACACAGAAGAACAGUUGGUACGCCUUUUCAAGCCGCUCCAGUUGAAAUGUGAAAACAUCAGAGAAGGCUCGUUGGUAUUUACCAUUCAAUCAAAAUCAAAGAAUGGUUUCCAAGAGUUUUGGAAGCAGUAUCGCAAGGGGGAAUUUUCAGAAAAACUAUCGUAUAUCAUUAUACCACCAGAGCUGCGAGCAAUGUUUGAAGAAGUGGGAAUUACCCCUGGUAUUAGUGUAAAUAUCAACCCUGAAGUGUAUGACGAAGUUAUAGGGAAACUUGAAGCAUAUGCUAAAGAAGGUUUGGAUGAGCUGGAUUCUUCACAAGUACAGAAAGCAA
This is a messenger RNA of Saccoglossus kowalevskii, 2836 nucleotides long. RefSeq lists its product as uncharacterized. Lineage: Eukaryota; Metazoa; Hemichordata; Enteropneusta; Harrimaniidae. The record is from RefSeq and is a predicted model, not a curated record. Gene Ontology annotation, molecular function: calcium ion binding.